Messenger RNA from Selaginella moellendorffii, 2712 nucleotides. RefSeq names its product pentatricopeptide repeat-containing protein At3g12770-like. The record is from RefSeq and is a predicted model, not a curated record. NCBI's taxonomy places the organism in Eukaryota, Viridiplantae, Streptophyta, Lycopodiopsida, Selaginellales, Selaginellaceae. Gene Ontology annotation, molecular function: RNA binding; protein binding; zinc ion binding. The coding region runs from base 1 to 2517 and encodes 838 amino acids. Gene Ontology annotation, biological process: RNA modification. The transcript has a single exon.
AUGCGAGCGGUGGGCGCCAAGGAGGCCAGGGAGGCGAUCAGGGCGUUCGAUCGAAUGCGGGAGGAUUCGGUGGCGCCCAGCGUUGCGGCACAGCUCGCGGCGCUCAAGGCGUGCAUCAGCCUGCGGGAUUUGCAGGCCGGGGCGAGGAUCCACGGCCACAUCGGGGAUGGGGCCAAUAUCUUCGUCGCCAAUACCAUCGUCGACAUGUACGCCAAAUGCGGGAGCAUGGUCGAGGCGAGGCGCGCCUUUGACAGCAUCCGGCAGCACAGCGUCGUGUCAUGGAACGCGAUCAUCAAAGGGUAUGCACAGCGCGGCCAGGGAGAGGUCGCACUGGAUCUCUUCUCCGUGAUGAAGUGCCGGGGAUUCAAGCCAAAUGCCGCUACUUACGUCGCGGCCUUGAAGGCUUGUGCCGCUCUCGCGGUGGAAGGAGCUAUGGAUUGCUUAGAUCGGGGAAAGGCUCUUCACUCCCAGGCUGCGAGCAGCGGUCUUGGAUCAAACCUCUUCGUCGCGAGCAGCCUUGUGGAUAUGUACUCCAAGUGUGGGGACAUGGAGAGCGCAAAGGUGGUGUUUGAUGCCAUGGUCCAUCACGACGUGGUUUUGUGGAACUCUUUGAUCCUGGGAUACGUCGACAGUGGCGAUGGCGAGACGGCUCUCGAGCUCUUCUCCCACAUGCAAGACAGAGGCUUCGUUCCAAACGUGAGAACUUUCACCGCCGCGCUUGCUGCUUGCACGGCACUGGCGAUUCGAGAAGAGGGGACUAAGAUCGAGGGGAAGCUUGUCAAGGUCUCGGCGUUGGAGAAAGGAAAUGCGGUACACUCCCAGCUCAAGAACGCUGGAGAGACUUGGGAUAUAUAUCUCGAGAGCGCUCUCGUGGAUAUGUAUGUCAAGUGUGGGAGCAUAAUAGAGGCGCGCUGGAUCUUCGACCGGAUGCCUCGCCACGACGUUGUCUCCUGGACUGCUUUGAUCAUGGGACACGCUCAAAGUGGAGAGGGAGACUUGGCUCUCGAGCUCUUCUCACGCAUGCAAGAGGAAGGAUGCGUGCCAAACGCUCUAACUUACGUCGGUGCUCUCGAGGCCUGUAUAAGCAUCGCCACCAGGGAAGAUCUCUCGAGAGACCAACUCGACAAGAAGGUGUGCUUGGAGAAAGCCGCGGGUUUGCACUUCCAGCUCGUGAAGCAGGGACACGAAGCACACAGCUUGGUUGCGAGCACUCUCGUGGAUAUGUACUCCAAGUGUGGAAGCAUGGCCGAGGCACGAGAGGUUUUUGAGAGGACCCGGCCUCGCGAUCUUCUGCUGUGGAACGCCAUGAUCCGGGGCUACUCCCAGUCCGGUGAAGCGGAGGUGGCUUUGCGAUUCUACGCUCGAAUGCGCGACGAAGGUAUCGUGCCCGUUUCUCAAACUUUUGUUUCUGCGCUCAAAGCCUGCGGAUCUUUGGCAGACUUGCAGACUGGGAAGUCAAUCCACUCUCACAUCCGGAGUGCUGGACUGGAGCACGACGAGGCCGUGGCGAGCUCUUUGAUUAGUUUCUACGGCAAGUGCGCGGAUAUGCAAGAAGCUCAAGAGGUAUUUGAUUCUUUGACGACGAGGGGACUUGUAACAUGGAACUCGCUGAUCGCAGGAUAUAGUCACCAUGGACAUGCGAAGCAGGCAAUCUAUCUCUUCCAGAGGAUGCAAGAAGAACGUCUCCAGCCAAACAGGAUCACGUUUCUCUGCAUUCUCACAGCUUGCAGCCACGCCGGGCUAGUCGAGAAAGGCAAGGAGGUUUUCGAUACAAUGAUCUCGGAUCACGGGAUUGCUGCGACGAUCGAACACUACAGCUGCCUGGUAGACACUCUAGCCCGAGGAAACUAUCUCGACGAGGCGAUGGCGAUGAUCAAAACCAUGCCUUUCCAGCCCAACUUAACGAUCUGGAGAGCCAUCUUGGCGGCGAGCAGGAAAUGGAGAAACGUGGAAACCGGUAGGCUUGCUUUCGAUUCCAUUGUAAGAGCUGACGAGAGGGAUGCUGCAGCGUACUCGGUGAUGGCCACCAUCUACGCCGCCGCCGGGAUGUUUGAGGAGAGCUUGAGCAUCCGGACGAUGAGGAACAAAGCUCGGGCAUUCAAGAAGCCGGGACAAAGCUGGUGGAUUGACGAAUCCGGAAGGGUUCACAGGUUUUGCGCCGGGGACACGAGCCAUCCCCAGAGCUCCCAGAUACUCGCCAAGCUCAAGGAAGUGAUGGUAAGCUUGAAACAAGCCGGAUACGUGCCUGACUGGGACGGUGUUCUGUUUGACAUCGCAGACGAGGAGAAAGAGAAUGCUCUGUGCGGCCAUAGCGAGAAGCUGGCCAUUGGGUGUGCUUUGGUGAACACGAAGCCGGGGACGAGCAUACACAUCGCCAAGAAUCUCCGCGCUUGCGACGACUGCCACAGAGCCACCUCGAUCAUCUCCCGGAUCGAGCAGCGAGUCGUGGUUUGCCGAGACGCGAGUCGAUUCCAUGUUUUCAGGGAUGGAGUGUGUUCUUGCGGAGACUUUUGGUGAUUUUGGAGCUUGGAGGUAAGCAUCGUUUCUUUUCUCACGGCUUGGAUUGGAACAGAGCUUUUACGAUUCGUCACAACGGUAAAAGUCCUCCAAGUGAAAAUCACGAUUUUUCUACUAGAGACAUCAUAAAAAUUCGUGAUCAAGCACAUUGCGUCAUUGGAACUGGCGAAAAAGAGAAGAGAUGGAUUUUUUUUU